Diachasmimorpha longicaudata is the source of this 13247-nucleotide messenger RNA. RefSeq names its product ubiquitin-like protein 3 (gene UBL3). Lineage: Eukaryota; Metazoa; Arthropoda; Insecta; Hymenoptera; Braconidae. The record is from RefSeq and is a predicted model, not a curated record. The transcript is spliced from 5 exons. The coding region runs from base 41 to 544 and encodes 167 amino acids. Gene Ontology annotation, molecular function: protein binding.
AUCGACUACGUCAUUAAGGUGGGGAGUAGGUUAUAACCGGAUGGUAGAGUGCAAUGGGUAUGAGAGAGAUAUUAUUACAACUUGCGGACACCAUAAAGUGAGUGAUCAUAGCGAUUGGGUCGUUAAGCAGGAGGGUCGCUAUGACCUGAUGAUUGGGUGCGAUGGGCGAAAGACAGAUACAAUUACAACUUGGGGGCAUCAUAAAAUAAACUUACGUCUCAUCCUUGUGAGUGGUAAGACAAAAGAGUUCCUAUUCAGUCCAAGUGACUCUGCGGGGGACAUAGCUCAUCAUGUAUUUGAAAACUGGCCCGAAGAUUGGACGGAAGAGGCAGUCGCCAAGGCAGAAAUAUUGCGGCUAAUUUACCAGGGACGUUUUCUACACAGCAAUGUCACGCUCGGUGCGCUUGGUCUUCCUUUCGGAAAAACAACAGUUAUGCAUCUAGUACCACGGGAGAACCUGCCCGAGCCUAAUUCUCAAGAUCAAAGACAAAAGAGUAAAGGGGGUGGUAGUAGUUGCUGCUCAGCAUCGUGCUGCAUACUCUAAACAUUGGCCGCCUUGGAUUACUACGAGAUCAUAAUUACUACACGUGAGACAAAUGGGAAAUCCAAGCUGGGCCACGGUUUCUAAGAUUUUAUGGCUGAUGAAUAAUCGUUAGUGGCUGAGAUCUUAUGAGCAGUGUAGCUGAUUAACAAUAAAAAUUUAGCAUUCUGACUGGAAUUCACCAGUACUCUGGCUAACGCGGUGGGGAAAAUCCACAAAAUUCAAUUAAAUUUAUUCGCGCCACAUGAGAUGGAAAUUGAACAAACACAUAUUUUCUACUAGACAUUAAUUUUACUGUUGAAAAAAUAUUUUAUGCUUUUCACCGGGUCAUCGAGUGGCGCUGUCACAACUCAGAAAAAAAUCUGCGAUCAUUGUAAUAUCGAUAAUCUAAUACUCAUAGAAAGGAGACUAGCGUCAGAGCCAAACUUGGAGUGUAAUGUGCCCUUCACCAUAUGCGACUCAUUGUUUUCCACCAUCAAUGAACCAUAUAAUCAUGAAAUAAUGAAAAAAAAAAAAUACAACAAGACAACAAACAGUUCGUUACAUGAUAUGAUGAUCGGAGUACGAGGGCCCCACUCAUUCGCGCUUUGAAAAGUACUACCGAGUGCUGCGAGACGCGCCAUGAGUGCAUUAAUACAUUCGAAAUGUCUUUUGUUAUUCAAAAGUUCAUUGGCCUCCUGGCGCAUGACUGCGGCGUACAAAUAAAAAUUCACCGAGAUAAUUUUAAUGAUGGAAAUAAAUAAAUUUCAUUACCAGACAAAAAAGCCAGCACAUGAAAGGGAUAAUAAAUUAAUAUCAUGUAGCGUUCAUUCCUUCUCCUCUUCCUCCCCGCAUUGCACAGAAAAUGCUCUCUGAAUAAUAAAGCUAACAAGACAAAUGGAAAAACAUACCAUUGUGAACUCACCAACGAGAAAACAAAAUGCUACAGUGCUUACAGUCUCAAUCACUAUCCAACUAUCGCAGCGUUAUUAUAAUUAUUGUAGACCGGAAUAUGUGUGUGAGACUGCGUAAAAUAAAAGAUUGACUAAGUAAACCAAUUCAGCGAAAAAAAAAAAUGAUUUGAAAAAAAAUGAGAAAAAAAAUGGAAAAAAAAAUCGAGUGUAUGUGUUUUGAGCGAGAUUGAUAGAAAAAGAAUAAAUUUAUGUUGUGAUAUGCAGGUAGUAAAUAUUAUAUACAUACUAUUAUUAAAAUUAUAUAUAAAUAUAUAUAAAUAUAUUAAAAUUGGUAUGAGAUACGUUGACACGCAGUUGAACUCUCAUACAUAGUCUUUAUUAUCAUGAAUUUAGAGGAAAUGAAAAAAAAAAUGCGGAGAACAAAAAUUAAGUAAUAUUACGACGCCACUUUGAGAGUUUAGUAAUUCAGAAUAAAAGAGACAGAGAUACAAAUUGCUGAGGAAAUGGACAUUGGAUCUCUUAUGGUAGUUAUGAUUAAAUCAAAUCUCAAAUAUAUUCCCUGUUAGCUCCUUUUCGUCCCUCUAUCGCCGCCACUUCUUCCCAGGAGAAACUUAAAAAAAAAAAAUCAAUUGAUGAAGAAAAAGGAAAUUUCAAAUGAAUUAUCCCCGUCCAAAUUUUUUCAUAAUUGGGCCUAGAGUGUGGAAAUAAAAAACGGCAAAUAUAUCUCGUAGUUCCAGUUCAGGCCCAAACGUUACGGGUGAAAGAUAAAGCAUUCGUAGGUAAAACGUUUGUUAGAUAAUUAACGCCCAAAAAGAAUGAUAACAAAGAAAUGGAAUUAAAUGAACCGUUAUGAUAUGUUUUAGCUUAUUCUACACAUACUCUAACUAUUACUAACUGUACUGUACUAUAUCUCUUACCUACGUAACGAAAGGAAUAAGAAAAAUAUGUAUAUAUUACUGUCCUCGUGUAGUGUAAUUUCAUCGAGAACAAUUCGACAAUUACGUUUUUUUAUUUAUUACUUAUGAUUUUCUGUUCCUUCCAUUUGUCCUUGAUAUCUAAUUUUGAUCAGUUACCUUGUGUUCCCAUUACAUUUAUUUACAUGAAAACUAUAGGUUCAAAUAAAUAAACACAAAUUAUGUAAAUCAUAAAAUUUUUUUUCAAUAAAUGAAUCGUGAUCUUUGGUCUUCAACACAUAUCAGCAACAUUUUAUUGGUUUUCUCCUUGCGAUUCGAAUGCGCAAAGUAUUAUUGAAGAUCACUCAAACACACAGUUCACGAUUCCCCCUAAUGAUAUACGAUUAAAACUCCUAUAUGAAUGCUUAAAAACUCUUAUAAAAUGAUAAGAAUAAUAAACAAAGAAACUUUCAAUCCGAGUUAUUUCUUUGAAUUAAUUGCUUGCACAUACUUUGACAAUUCGUGUUAAUAAGGAAUAAAACAUUCGAUCUGUAUUUAGAAAUAUUUUCAUAUUUUCAUGACCCAUUAUUAACAUGAGAGUUGGAUAUUUUCUUCAGUCGAUUGCGGUCAUUCGUAUCUCCCUUUAAGUUGAUCAUUAAUUAGAGAAAUACAACCCGCAAAAAAAUUUUUUUCAUGAAUGAAAUGCUUUGAGAUACCGUCACUGAUGAGUCAAACGAAAGUGGUGUAUUUGUGUUUCGUAUAAAGUACUCAUUUAAGGAUAUCCAAGUACUUGAGAUUUUUUUUUCUCCUGUGAAAUAUUUUUUUUGUCACUUGCUGCAGUAACUGACGAAUUACGAACAUCGUAAUCAAACAUUCUGUAUGAAACACGUGCGGUAUAGAUUUUCUGGCUAGUGUGAUUAGGAAAUUUGUUCGUGGGUCGCUUUGCAAUGCUCACUUUACCGCACUUGUUGCAUAAUAUAUUAUUGGAACGAUUGAAGCGCAUAUGAUUACUUAACGCGCUAACGCUGUAAGUCAAUGUUGUUAUGGGAUAGAAAUAUCACAAAAAAAAAUAUUUUUAUUACUGGUUGAAAGUAUCAUAGAAAAAUGGAAUUACGAUAUUAUCCGUGUUUGUUACAAAAUAUUGACAUAUUGUAUGAAAUGAUGAACAAACUGAAAUAUCAAAAAUCAACAUUUCGUGGGUACGAAAUUCUUAUUCAUUCAAGAUGGUCACAUGAUCAUUAUAUGAUGAAUUAGGUACUCCUCUUUUCGCAGUCAGAGAUGAUGUUUUUAUUAUAUAAAUUUGAUCUCACUGUUUCGAUUAACUUGAAACAACGUGUAAUUGGUUAUGGGACUUCAAUUCUAAUUUAUAUGAAGACAUUCGUUUUUUUCCUAUGUUAAGGAAGAAUUCUUUCUCGAAUCAUUUACUUUCUUGGAGACUUCCUUUUAAUUAUGGAGUAAUGAAAAUCUUCACAUAAAUGUAUCUCUACCUAAAUUAGGAUAAGAUUCUAAUAAGCAAUUGAAAGCCAGUUCUAAUUUAAUCGAAAAAGUUGAAACCGAUUCAUACAAGGAGAGCACCAGCUCAAAAAUGGGUCUUUAUACAAAUUGGCAUUAAAUUCUAAUGGUGCAUUUGAAAUGAUGAGGAGGUGCGAUGAUAAAUAAUCCCCUAAAACAGCCUCUUAAUCAUUCAAAGAGUAAUGUUUGACUACUCUUACAUUUAGUAUCUUCAAGUACGCCAACUAAAUAGUCUGAUGGUAAUUUCUGGCAAGUCUUCAUUUGAUACAAAAUCACCGAGUGAGAUAAAUUUACUCAAAAUCAUUGGUGAGCCAUUAGAUGCAACUGAAGUGUUUUCUUCUUCCCCACAUUACAAAUUACGAUUACAUAACAAGGAUAAUAUCACGUGUUUUUCUGUGAUGUUUUUAUUCCAUAACAAGAUUGAUUUUCAGCACUGCAGUGCUAAUUGUUAGUAACCGCGAGCGUUAUUGUGGCUGUAUUUAUAUUUAAGGGAGAAUCAUUGAAAUGAAAAUUGAAAUAAAUGCAAAACCAUUUGUUCUUUUAAUCACAUAAAAUGUGAAGAAUCGAUUAUUAUGAAUCUCCAUAUCAUCUCAGAAUCGAUGAGUGUAAAUUGCGAUAUAAAUGAAACAAAUACCAAACCCCUUGCUUUCUCAAUAAUUAAAAAAAAAUGGAUCAUUGUUGAACAUCAGAUCUGUCAUUCGGCAUUCAUUUCACCCUGAGAUUCCAGAUACUGUUCAAUGCUGUUAUUGUCUACUGUCCUGAAUUUCAAUCUCCAUAUUAGAUCGUUAAAUGUCGCGUGAACAAUUGUAAUUUUUGAAUAUUCUGAUUGAUUUUUUGAGUCCUAGAAAAGAAAAAGGUUUCUGAAAUUUUAAAGAUUGCAAUGAUUCAUCUAAGGACAAUGUUUACUAAAAAAUCGGUACCGACUGUAAGUUUAAUGACGUUGAAUACUUACAAUUAUUUAAAAAAUCUUUUCAUCCGAUUUGUUUGAUAAAUUCUGUGGUUUAGAAAUGAAUAAGGUGACAAACUGUAAGAGUAUACUAACAUUUUUAUUCUCCAUGGAAAUAAGUUUCUAAUUUUAUAGUAGAAGAUCAAUUAUCUCAAUUGAGCUUCUUUCACUAUAAAUUUCCAGUUAUUUUCACAAUAUCUUUAUUAUUUUUAUUUUCUAAACUGAAAUUGGAAUUCCGAAUUGAAUUCCGAGUUGAAUUGUUAGAAAGUAUUUAAAAACUCUAAAAACAUUUUUUUAAUCUCAUUUUGAGAAUAAAGUAAUCAAUUUUCCUCCAUCGCGAAUAUUUUUUAUAAAUAAUUACUCAACUCUCAACUUUUUUACCGCAAAAAUCAUAUGUUUGGUGUUAAAACGCAUUUGUUCACAUUCAGAAUUUGAUUAGAAAGUUUGCUGAAAAAAUAAGCCUUUCGGACAUUUGAAUAAUUUCAAUCAUUUAUUUAUAAAUAUAAAUUCUAAAUAAUAAUUUUGUGCUAAAUAUAAUUUGAAUCUCUCUGAAUAUUCAUUAUUUCUUUCACUUUUCCACGCUGAAUUCAACUAAUGAAUUCAAUGAUCAAAAAUGGUUGAAUAUAUAAUUUGGUCUUUAUAAAACUGUAAAAAGUACAAGGAUAUCCUUAAUAGAAUUGUAAAUUGGUUUAAGAAGUUGUAGAAUGGUGUCAACAUGCUAUUAGAAUGGAAUUUGUUCAUUAUCGUUGAAUGGAUCAUUGUUAGGUGAAGGUUCCAUAAAAAUUACCGGUAGAUUUCCCUUUUUUCAGAACUAGAGACGUUUUAUAUCAAUUUUCAAUUUAAUUAUCUGGCCAUGCUAUGGAAGAAUGAUUUGUAUCCAACUUCGAUGAUCUCUAAGCAACUGUAGUGCUUCAUUAAUGAAGAUGCAACAAAAGUACAGAACACUUUUCAAAUGUAAUUAAAUAACAGCAAUAUUCUUCGUAAAAAGACGCAAAAGAUAAGUGCGAUGAGCAUUUUAUAUUUUUUCUUAGAAAACAUCAGCCAAAAUAUGAGCACUCAUUGCAUUAAUAUGAUUAUCGAUAUAAUUAGAGGAGAUAUUCUGUUAUCCCGUUCCGUUACAAUCGAGGUAAUUGAUCUGAUGAGCUUAAUGGAUUAAAAAGCAAAUGCAUUUUAUUGUUGAUGACUCAAAGAAAAUUACAACGAAGUUUAGUGUCUAUUCGAGGAUGUUUGUAUAACAAAAAUAAUAAUGUCACAAUACUCGGAGGCAUAUUUUUUCUAAUGACUAAAAUGAGUUGUGCAUGGGGUAUAUUUUUGCGUAAAUUGAAGGGAAAUUAUUAUGAUUUUUUAAAUUAAUAGCUCAUUAAACCGAGAUAUCUCAUCCAUUCACGAUCAAUUAUGUCUCUCAAAAAACGAAUAAUUAGUUAAUUAAAUUAAUUAAAUUCAGCAGUGGUUUAUUGUUCACGUGCCCCGCGGAAACGUAAAUCGUUAGAAAGAAUUUUUCGUCGAAAUUCAACAAAAUAUCCAAUAUCAAUUACGAGUUUGAUUUUUCUAAUUCAGUUCCGACAAUACUCAUUUUGGUUUAUUUGAUGUGAGAAAGUGGCAUCAUUCAUGUCAAAUAGAUCGAAAAAUAAUGCUCAAAAUAUAAAAAAUAUAUUUGUAAUUAUUUCAGAAACAUUUCUCUGACUAUUUUCCAUAAAUGAUGACAUUUUUUAAUGAAAAACGAAACCAAAAAGUGAAGUUUACUGUGUUGAAUUCGAAUUUCAAGAGAUUAACUCGGAAUUAUUAUUGUACACAAUUCUACGAAAAUAGAAGACAAACUGUUGAACACCUUUAGAUUUGUUUUUAUUUUAUAGAAAUAUAAUCAGUCAUUGCUAUUAAAGUGACAUUAAAUUCAGUUUGGAGGGCAAAAUUUGUUGGGCAUUUUUUUAUUUUAAGUCGAAUUCAAGGAAAUUCAUUUGUUUUCCCCGUAAGUGAAAUGAAAAUUUCCCAACGACUGAAUUUUCAAUUUCUCCUGAAUUUUCAUGAUUUUUCCGUAUUUUCACGGAAUAAUAUAACUAAAAAUUGAAUAUUCUAUUGAAAUUUCACAGUAUAGUUUAAAAAUCGUAAGCUUUAGAAUACAUGGAACAUUUGAAGUGGAGCAGGGGUAGUGAAGGAAUAAACAAUUAAUUUUUGAACAAUAAUUAUUCGUUUUAUGCACGCAAUUGAUCUUCAACGUGUCAAAUCUGUCAUUAGAAUAGCCCACGAUUUUUAAAAUUAAUGAGAGUAAUCCCCAUUUAAAAAUCAUGAUUUCAAUUAAUAAUUUUUAAAAUUAAUGAAAGCAAUCUCCAUUUAAGAAUGAUGAUUUUGAUGAAUAGCAGCAUCUGCUGGACGUCAGCCAAAGAUGUCACGACAUCCUGGAUAAAUGGUCAUAACCAGGCAUUCAAGUUAUUUAUUUUCACUGCUCGGAGGUCAAACAUUCCGGUAAACGAUGGAUGCAAAUGACUAACUUUUCAUUAAUUCAAAAUUUUCAUAAUCCGUGACGAGUAGAGAACACUUGCAUUAAUCAACUUGAUGAUGUGCUGAAGUCAAUAAACUCGUUGAAGUCAAAUAAUUCACGAUAGCCAAAUUUAAUUGAUAAAUUCGUUGUUGGAUAUGAUUGAAGGAGAUGGUACAAAAUAGUUCAAUUUAUCAUUAUAUUACCAAUGGGAGGCUUUUGCAAUGAUAUACCGUGUCACAUUAAUUAAUAUGAAUUUUAAUGGGAUCCUGGAUCACUUGUCGUCAUUGAUUGUAAUUCAAUAUAAUUGUUAAAUAAAAGAAUUUUAGAUAAUUAAUAAAGAGGAAGAUGAAUCUCCAUUGUAAAUCUUUAGUUUCAUUGAUCGUUAUCUUAAGGGGCAACGAAAGUGGUCUUAAAAUUACGUUUUAUCAACCCACUUUUCUGAUAUUUUAUCCAAUGAAAAUUAAUAAAAUCUUUAUGAAUGAUUUAGAGCAACAGAAGGGAAGACUUCAAUUUUUUUUUCUAAUUUACAUCAAGAAAAUUUCCAAAAAUUGAUUAUUACCAUCUAUUUAAAAAAUGAAAGUAAUCGACCCUGGUAUCACCUCCACAUACUACAAUGCUGCAAUAUUAUAAUUAAUUCCCCUACAAAUACUCAUUACAAGAACACUUCAUCAUAGUAUUAUUGAUCACACGAGCUAAUUAUUACAGCAUCACUCUUCACAUUGCCAAUCAAUUACAGCAUUCUUUAUCACAUGGGCUGUUUAAUCGACAAUUCAAUGCCAGAAUGUGGAACGCGACAUAAAUUUCCGGUCUUCCACGUGAAUACUGCACUGUAUGUUUACCGUGAUCAAUUGUCCAGUAAUAAGUUGAAAUGAUGAAUUUAAGAAGUGAGGAGAUAUGCUGUAAUCCAUGUCCUUAGUGAUGAAAUGUACUGUAAUGAAUUUUAAUUGUGAUGAAAUUAACUGUGAUGAAUUGUGGAAUCAUCGGCCCUUUGUUAUCGCACUUUCAAUUAUUGUUUAAAAUUUUAGAUAUUUCCAUUAGGUAGAAACGAAGGAAAAGGGUUUGAGAAAUUAUACUUUUGCCACCCCUUCCUCUUCCCCUUAAUCUAUCUUUAAGGAUAUCCAAGUACUUCGACAGCUUUCUUAAGUAAAAUGUUUUUCUACUUUUGUCCUGAAACAUUAUACCUUUCAUCUGAGUGACCAUUUUAUAAUGGUUUUUUUAUUGAAAUUUUCUAGAUAUUAAUUAGAAUUUUCAUGUGGUGUCAUUAAAAAAUAAUUUAAAAAUCUGAGAACAUACCGAAAAUUUCAUUUUGAAGAAAAGCUGAUGAAAUCGUUAAAAAUCUGAAAUGUUUUUGAAAUACGAAUAAUUUCUAUGAAGAAUUCAUAACAAUUAAUUAACUUUCCUCUGAAUAAAUAAUUUGUUGGGAGUAGUGAAAGAGUUUCCCAAACUGCCAAUAAUAUCAACCAUUCAUGUGUACACAACGAAUGAUUAAAAAAUUAUAAUUUUGUUCAAAAUGUAAUUUGAGUGACGCUGAUUACUGAUGAUAUUUUUCAAAUACUUCUCGCACAAUUUAAUUGAUGAAUUUGAAGAUUGAAAUUUUUAUUGUCAAUAUAUCCGAACAAAGUGGUUUAUUCUCCCAACGCAAACAUCAAUAAUUCAACACUUGAUAAAUGACAAGAUGUUCUUAAAUGCUAAGUUGACAUAAAGUGAAAGAGGACUUAAGGCCUGGGUCCAUUAUCUUUAGAACAUAAUCUCAAUCCAUUAUUUUGUUCAAUUCUUAUGUAAAAAUUUGAACUCGAUUACCCGUCACACAGAAGCACUCAACAAUUAUGAAUUUAGUUUUUAACAAAGUGGAAAAAAAGAUGAACGGGUCCUUGAGGAAUUAACUCAUGAAAAAACAGAGCUACAAAAAAUAGUCAAGAAAAAAAAGCCCAUGAAAAAAAUUAUCUCAUGGACUCAAUUGAUCAGCUGUGAUUUUUCUGAGAACUCAAUGGCUUUGGCUUCUAUUAGUCGGGGCUGCGAUUUUCGGUAGCAACGAUUGCCGCUGAAAAAUGAUAGCUGAUAGACAAUAAAUAUUUCAAUUCAGUAUUUUGGAAAAAAUUAAGUAAGCACUUAAUGCUCAUCAAAAUUUAGGGAAAAAAUCGAACAAAAUAUUUUUAAAACUUUCAAAGAGCAAGACAAGCGAGAUUCAAAAGGUUUCCUGUUCGAUCCUAUUAUUAUCCAGGACGCAGCUCCUCUCGUAGAGGUUUUCUUUUAUAUUCUCAAAGAAAGCUCUGUCAAUCUGUUCAAUUUUUUGCUUCCAAAUAGAAGCUUUGUAAUCGCCUGAUUUUCAGGUUUUCUAAUUUUGUUUGAAAAUAAUAUGGAAUAGUCUGACUAGUAGAAAUAGAAAAUUUGAGGGGCAUAUAUGUGUGUAUGUGCGCAUAGUCAAUUUGGCCCACUCUUUUACAAAAUUAAAGGAAUAAACGGCUAAACUUAUUCCGAAAAAGGUUAAAUUUCAUCAAAUCACAGUUAUCACUAAGAAUUAGGUAUGUGGUCAAACUCAAUUCGAUUGGUCCAGCCGUUUUUCAUAAAUUUUCCUUUCGCGUUCAACCGGUUUUCGCAAAUAUCUUGAAAAUUAUCAAACCCAUUUCAAUUUUUCACUUCUCAAAAUGUUCGGUUCGAUGUAUUCUAUCUCAAUCAAUCACAAUAUGUGUACCCCUUCUCAUUAAGUUGUCCAGAUAUUUCAAUUUUUCUGUUUUGUACAAAAAAAGAUUGUUAGCACGGUGACCUUGCGAAAAAUUCAUUUAACAUUUACCAACAUUUGAAAUUUGACAUGAAAUAUCCUCUUGGCAAUAAAAUGUUUGGUAUUGAAGAACGACUCAAUCGGAUGAUUAGUUCAUGAGAUAAUCCACUUCGCUUUACUUUUUCCCAACUAAAUUUAGAGUUUCCACCGGUCUCUGGGCGAUGGGUAAUCGAGUUAAAAUUAUCAAUUUAAAUUACGUUUUAAAAAUAAUUGAUCCAGGCCUUAGGCAGAAGAAUACAAGAUAAGUCCAGAAAAAUGAUUCAUUUGAAUAAAGUACACUGAUCGAUUUCAAUUGUAGAAAAUACCAUUGUUGCGUAACAAAACAAAUUGUUUUAUGUUUGGUUUAUAUUAAAUUAAUGAAUUUACAUUAGGCAGCACUUUCGAGUUCAUCUUGCGAUAAAUUUUUGAUUUAUCAAAAACCAUUGAACGAGUCUGAACACUGAAAACCAUCGACGAUUGAAAUUUUACGAGGAUUCAAUUAUUUUUACCAUUUUAUUUUAUGCAGAGAAAUCCAUUUUUUUGAAAUCUGUAGAGACAAGAAAGAGUUUCAAACACUACUUUUGGAAGGGGGAUGAGCGUUUGAAUUGAAAUCCUAAUAUUGGACCAUUAGAGCAUACUGUAAAAAUCUAAAAAAAUAAAAAGUCCGCUUUUAAUGAUAAAUUGAUGAAAUAAUCUCAAAAUUGAUUUUUUUAAUUGCAAGCAUUUUCUACAAAUAUAUUAUCAACUGUCAUUUUAUUUCACGAAAAUUCUUUUUCCCAGUCAAAGUCAGUUGGUUCACAUUCCCAAUUUUACUAGAAAUUGAGUUUAUACCUGGAAAAAAGGCCUCCAAAAGUUUUCGCAAUUUUAAUCAUUCUUUUAUAAAUAACGAAUGCUUAAACAAAAUUCUUUUACAAGUGAUUUAUUUUAUCACCUUUAAAAAAUAAUUGAAUCUGAAUUUCGAUCAGCAACUGUAAAAAAUACUUGGAAAUCCAUAAUUUUUUUCUAUUAUGAUUUUAAGUAAUUCAUGAUAAAUUAGAAGAAGUUUUGACCGUCCUAUUAGAGUAAUUUAAAAAACCAUAAUUCACAUCUGAAAUUUGGUGAGACCAAAUUAUAUCCAUAAAUUUCUUUGUCUUUUGCGGUAACAUCGGAGAGUCGGCUUUAAUUAUCUGCUGCCUCAUUAAUAAUUUAUCGAAACGAAAGUGAUAAAGAAAAAUUAUUUUGCAACUAAUGAAGUGAACAAUAGGCUUUGCUCCAUCGGUUUAUGUGAAAACUACCAUAAAGGUUAAUUAACUGAGUGUAUGACUUAUGUAUUGUGCGUUCACUUUCAAAUUCGAAACGAAGCGUUCACAAGGAACACGAGGUAGAUGUCUACCUCCGAUUUUAAAGAAACUUGAGUAUGAUGUAGAGGACUCAGAAUUACGGAGCACGUUUUCUUAUCAGCCCAUAGGUGGGUUUGGGGAUUGAAUUUUCUUUACGCAGGCAACUGAAGUAAUGGGCCAAUGUCAGAAAAUUAAUUUUUCCGCUCUGAUCUUAACUUCCCUUCGUCGGCUGAUUGGCAGUGGCCCAUUAUCCAUCAGCUUCCUGUUAUCAACAGAAAAAUUGUUUAGAUGUUCUCCUGCUGUGCGCAAUCGAAGAGAUAGUCCAAGAGGUGAUCAACUUCAGCGGGUGGUUUGCCCUCUUAAACGCGCGUAUGGUCUGAUAAAAAAACGACGUAUCUCUUAUUAAUGAGUAUUCUACAACAUAUUCAAGUUUCAUAAAAAUCGGAGGGGGCCAUGUACCUAUGGUUCCAUGUCAGUGAAUAUUAGAGCUUCCUAAAAGUAAUGCCAAACUGCUCAUCUAUAAAUUACGGUUUUAAUUACCUGAUAAUAUUCGAUAAUAUUUGACUAUUGAUUUUCUCCCUCUUCAUAAUUUAAAGGAGUUUUUUUUACAUGUGUCAGUCGUAUAUGUAGUGUGGCCUACAUUCUACCCAUUUGAGUCUAAAUCUAGACAUCCAUAACUAUAAAUCUAGCUAUCCAUAUUGUGUAGAGAACGAAUACCCAUAAAUACCAAUAAAUGUAUCAUGAAAAAUUAAUCCAUAAAAAUCUACUACUCGAAGCAUAAUAAAAAGUAAAAUGAGAAAGAAUGAGUGCGGACAAGUGAAGAAAUUUCAUUGAUUGAUUGAAAAUAAAAUUGUCCAUGUCGAAACCCAAUUACUGAGUGGAGAGAUUAUAUGAUAGUAUAACGAACAUCACCCGAAUCACGAAACUUUUCACUUCAACCAGAAAUGUAACAAAGUAUUACUAAUUUCCGAUUAAGAUGUCGAAUGAGUAUUUUUUUUUUUAAAUAAAAUAUUAUUUCGAGGUAAUGUCUAUUCAGCUGACCAUCCACCUAUGAACUUUGUAUUUUUGUUUUUUCUUUGAAAAAUUAUAAUUCGAUGAAGAUGAAAACAUGUCACUAUAAUUUUCCAAGUGUUAAUGUUUCCGUGUCUAAUACAUGAAAAUACAUGCCUACGUAUUUGUGUUUCAUGGCAAUUAGCACUUAGGCAUAAUUCAUCUGUACAUAGAAACCAAUGAAUAUUUCGAAAAAUGAAAAAAUGACUAGUAAGUGUUUUAGACUCUUUUCAAGAGAUAAAGAAUACCAUUAACUGGCUAAAAGUAUAUAUAUAUAUAUAUAUAUAUGUAAGUUUGGUAUGAUUUAAAUAACUGGUGUAAACUGAAUAACUUUGAUUCGUUAUAUUUGGACACAAGAAUGAUGAUUUUAUGAAAAAUGUGAAAGUGAAAGGAAAGCCAGUAAAGACAAACGUAACGAAAAGAGAACAUAUUUUUUGCGGGAUAGAUUUCAUACUCUCAACUCAUUCACGACCUCAUAAGAACUUUUAAGAAUCCAAAUAGACAUAAUUAAAAUUAAACAAUUAAAAUCCAUUGAUAUAAGUACCAAAUUCGAAUGGCGAAUUAAAACUUAAUUCCUUACAAUAAUGCUUAACAGAAAAACAAAAAUACUGUGUCCUGUUAUAACGAAUACCAAUGUCUAAUUUUUCGCAGAUAUUAUUAUCCAAGAAAAAACAAAAAUGAUUUUAAAUAAUAAAUAAUAAUGUGCUUACGUUGUACACCUCAUUUGUAAAUAUUAGAUCGUAUUUUUGUCUUUAAUGUAAAAUCAACGAGAAUUUUAACUGCAAGAUGGAAAAAAACUAAUGGCUUAGUUAUUAGUAUAAAGAAAAUAAAGUUAAAAACCUGAUGGAAUCAUCAAUGA